Molecule: messenger RNA, 4718 nt
Organism: Ruditapes philippinarum (Manila clam)
Lineage: Eukaryota; Metazoa; Mollusca; Bivalvia; Venerida; Veneridae
Exons: 8
Coding region: 360-2474 (704 amino acids)
Molecular function (GO): protein binding
Source: RefSeq, a predicted model, not a curated record
GUACUAUCAAGUGCAAACUACCGUCCACGCCCCCUAGCACCGGCUUAAGCAGAAUUCAACAUUUAAACACAAAAAUUGUGAAAUUUUGAAUUUAUAAACAUCCGCAGAUAAGACCCAUUUUGUUAUUUACCGAUUUCACUGUAUGUUUGGUCAGUAAAACGGACAUUUUAAUAAUUACAACCCUAAAGGCUAAAAAAAUUCGACUUGAGCCGUCCCAGGUCAUUACGCAACUUUUCGGUCCUGUCUCGGCCCUUCUCGUCAUUCUUGAGGAAUAAUUGUCGAGUUCCGAAUGUACGUGACGAGUUACAGUUCUUGCAGAAAGAAACAAAGAGUUGCCUUAAAACUGGUAUAUGAUCUAGAUGUCUAAGAUCUACAGAGCAUUGCAACAUGGAGAGACAAUUGUCAAAUUACUUCACACUCAAUUUAAGCAGGGUCGUAACUGCGACCUAGAAAUCAGACUGAGUAGGAAGCAGCUGUAUGUACACAAGUGUCUCAUUGACGCCUUCUUUGUAAAGGCAAGAGCAGAGUUAGAUGAAGACAGAUUUUACCUGGAUUUGUCAUGUUAUUCUACAGAUGUUGCAGAGACACUUCUUGAUUUGGUUUACACUGGAGAUCUAUGCUGUUCUUUGGACCAGGUAGAAAAUGUAUACAAGGCUGCAGUAGACCUAGGAUUUGUGGAGGCUCAGACUGGUUGUAUGACAUAUUUAAGAGAAAGCGGAAUCCAAAAUGUAGCAACAACAGAGGCCAUAUUACCUGAACCAUUUCCUAUAGAGCAUCAGCUAGAGCCUGAACCUAAUGUUGUUAUUAAAACUGAACCUGUUGAUGAUGAACAAAACAUCUCAUCUGCUACAGAGGAAUCAUUAGUUUCAGAGGAUAAUGAGAAACAUAACCUUAAUGAAUAUCGGACAAAAAGUGGCACAGUGUAUUACAAAUAUGUUGAUCCUAACACUGUAUCAAAUGACGAAUUUUCUGCCGACACAGACUCAGAAGAAACCAGUGUAGGUGUAACUCUCAUAAGAAAAGACAGCAAAAAAUCAAAACCUGUAAAACAUGCUGUUCUUGAGAAUUGCAUAAAAAGAGUUUCAAAUGUAAUAAAAACUGAUCGUGAAGCACCUGAUAACAGUCAUGCAACUAGUACUGCAGAGGAUGAACAAGAAGCUCAGAGGAAAGCACGAAUGCUGAGUUUAGGACUGACAAAAACAGUUGAUAAAACUUUUCAGAAUGUAGAAGGAAAUGGGUCUGAAAAACCUGGUAAAAGAAAGCUUAGAACUUGGAAAAAGGUUGAUAAGGAUUAUAUAGAACAUAGUAGUGAUUUUGAUGAUGAUAGUGAUUAUAGUCCUCAUGAGAUUCCCAAGAAAAGGAUUAAACCUAAAGGAAACAGUUUAAAAAUUCUGUCAUCAAGUUUGGUAACUAUAGGAAAUAAAAAUAAUAGGUUAAGUCAAGACGGUGGCAGUAUAAAAAUUGCAAGACAAGAGUUACGAAAUACUGAUGAUGAUGAUGAUGGCAAUGAUGAUGGUUGUGGGGAAACAGCUUAUUUCCCUGCAGCAGGUUCUAUUCCUGACGGGAUAAGAUCAAGCCAAAAUACUUCAAAAAACACUCUUAGAAAAACAGACAGUGACUUAAGAAUAUUUAAUCGGUGGCGUAACGAAAAUCUUCCAUCAGAAACACGAAACAUAGAAGAAAUUGAACCCGACCAACUGAACCAAAUUCUUACAACAUUUUUCAUCACAGUCCGAAAAAAUGACAACACUUCCUACGAGCCAGAUAGUAUAAAGGCCAUCCAAAACUCUCUUGACCGAUACCUUAUAGAGAAGAACUACUGUACAAGUAUUUUGAAAGGCAUUGAAUUUAAAGGUUCGAGGGAAGUUUUGAAAGCCAAGAGGAAACAAUUAAGACAGAAGGAAGGUCUAGGACGGAAGAAGAAUUGUGCAAAGCCUAUUUUGGAUGAGGAAGAAGAGCUUUUGUGGAGCUGUGGUCAGCUUGGUGCACAUAAUCCUGUCAGUCUACUGAACGCAGUCUGGUGGCGCAACAACUUCUUUGGCAUCAAAGGUAGACAGGAGCACAGAGACAUGAGUUGGGGAGAUAUUUCAAUAGAGACAGAUGCUGAUGGACAACAGUAUCUUGAAUAUACUAAAAGAGAUACCAAUACAAAGUUAGAAGAAAGGCUAUUCACUACAAGACUUUAUGCAACUCCAGAAACCCCAGAAAGAUGUCCAGUCAACAUCCUAAUUGCGUAUACUCGUAAACGUCCAAUAUCAAUGCUUCAGCCAGAUUCGCCAUUCUAUUUAAGUAUGUUACCACAAAAACAAAUGAAACCAAACACUUGGUAUAGGGACUGUGCCUUAGGCGUGCAUUCUUUAGGAGUGUUCAUGAAAAAUAUAUCCGAAAAAGCUGGUCUAGAAAAACGCACAAAUCAUUCAGGAAGAAAAACAACUGUCAUUCGUUGGCGUGAAGCUGGUAUUGAAAACAGUUGACCCGGUUAAGAAUAAUAAAGUAUUACGACUACGUCACUUGCACGAUGCAACAUCUUGUGUAAAGAUGCUUUCAUAUUUGUAUAAUGUCAGUUAUCUUGCACCAACAUAAUCAACAAAAAUGUUGUUGUAGCACUGUCGUUACACUGAUAACACUCUGUAACAAAAAUUAAAUUAAAAAUUGUAAAGUAAAUGAAAGUUACAUUUUUCCAAAGCAGGUGUUUUCAGCUUACAAACAUGUUAAGAGUUACAUAUCAAACUAUAGGCGGGAUGAAAACUGUAUAAUAGAAUUUAAAACUUAAAGUGAUUUCAGAGAUAUAAAAUGAUCUGAAAUAACAAAGAAACAAAUUUAAGGGCAGGAAAUGUUAUUAUUAUAAUAUUCCUAGGUCAUGCAAAUUUUAAAUCAUGCAGAGUUUAUAUAAAUUCUAUAUUGUAGUUUUCAAUCUGCUUUAUGUCUGUUUUGUUUGUUUGUUUUAGUCAUUUCGACACUGUUAAGGUAAUGAGGCAAGUUUCCAGCUUUACUAGUGGAGAAAGUCCUCUGGUACACCCUUCUUGCACAAGGGGCCAUCAGAGUAUAACCACUGACUGGGUAAGCUAGCUGGAUAGCUUCCUCACAUGAAAGUAUCCAAAGUCCCUAAUUGAAUUUGAACCCACAGCAAUUUGGGGCAAAUGAUUUAAAGUCGGUGACCUGAACCACUUAGCAACAGAGGCACCCUUUGUAACUUUAUGUGAUAGAAGCUUACACCUUUGUUUUAAACAGUAUUAUGCUUUCUGUACACAACAUUAUCAAUUUAGCAGUGUAGUAGUGUUGUCAGUAGUAUUUUUAGCUCGAGUACUCGAAGAAUAGGGAGAGCUAUUGCACUCACCCAGGCGUUGGCAUCACACUUUAGUUGAGUUUUUGGUGCAAGUUGCUAUCUCCAAAACUACUGAAGGGAAUAGGUAGAAACUUCAAACUCUUAUUUGAGAGCAUAAAAUGAGUUCACUUUUCGAGGCCCAUAACUGUAACAUGGUGUUUGAGUUAUUGCCCUUUUUGAACAUAGAAAAUUCUAUAUUUUAUAGGCUCUUGUACCAUCAAGCAAGGCUCUUGUUUUACUAUCAAGCACUGAAAAAAGUUGAUCAUGAUGUCUUACAGACAGCUUUUGUUUGAUUUUACAAAAAUACUUGUGUGUUUUCUUUAAUUUAAUGUAUGUGUUUUUUUCCCCUUAGAAUUGAUGGUGUAAAAUAAAGGGGGCAUUGUUGAAUAUAUAUGUUAUACUGGUUCUAUUGCAGUUGGUAGAACACUACAUGAACACUAUGUACUCGACUUUGUGUAAAAACAUCACAGUAUUGGAAGUGUUUAUGACUACAAUUCUUUUAACUGUUAUCACAGAUUAAAAACAAUAAAAAAAACAAUCAGUGAAGAAAGAAUUUUCAUUUACAUGUAUUAUGAUAUAGUCAAAUUAAUAUUUCUGUUGAUUGAAUCUAUGGUUAGUAAAUAUUUGUAAAGAAAUUAUGAUUUGAAUGUUGUGUUGAGUACAAUUUAUCAGGUAAACUUUAAGGUUCAAUAUUGUAUAAUUCAUAUUUUUAUGGGAAAUUUUAUAUUCAUGUUAUAACAAAGUCUAUCUCAUUAGAAUUGCAAUAUUUUUGUAUUUAAUUUUUUAACCAGGUUUUUUCAAAAAAAUCUCUUGCUAUUAGAUGGAUGCAUAUUUCUGGGCCUACUGUGGACAUUUUAUAAACAAUUAAUUGCUUCUGUCUGCAUUUCCUGUUGUUUAAUGACAAGGGAAAUUGAAGUAUUGAGCAUAAAUGUGUCUGCUUUGCUAAUGUAUCCUAUCAUUGAGCCACCUCACUUUUUUCCUGUGCCCUUUAAAGGUAUUGUUUUGAAACUUGAAUAAUUUGGCAAAGUAUGUACUUCUUUAUUGAAUAGUGAUUAUUAUGAAACUGUGUUAGGAAAUGAUACUAAAAUUCUGUUUAUAUUGGAACUAAACUUGGUUUACAAACAAAAAAUGCACUAAUACUAGUUUUGUAUUUUUAAAAUCUCAUGUUUUUUUUGUUGUCAGUGACAAUAUGUUGUAAAAAUACAUCUCAUUUAUUCUAGUCAGCAGUUUUAUUACUAAUGUAGUAUUGUUUUUAUAUGUUAAUUUAUGAGUUACAUGUAUAUUUUGACAUUAUUAAACAUAAAUCAGUUCCUGAAAGAAUUUGUGUCACCAUUGUUUUUGUUGUAAAGUUAUUGUUUUGGUGUAUAGAAAUAAAUAAAAAAUAUGAACUUAA